GCGCGGCUUCACGAUUCUUGCAAGCAGAAUCAUUCCAAACGUUUUCUGCAGUCGAUUUUGGUAGUGAUUUUAGUUAAGAAAUUCGAUUGUUCAUUAAAAGAUCUUCCAGAGUGGCCAUUUCCGCAUGGAUCAAACAAAUCAACCAGAUUGUGGAGAGCAACUGGACGAAGCCGGGUCCAGGGAGAAUGUCCCACAAAACGGCACCUCGGAAACCGUGAAAUCCCCAACACCACAGAAACCGGAAGUGACCCUCAAACGACUAGGCGGACCACUCACGGGCCAAACCGCCAAACGAAAGAAGAAGCUAUUCUUGUACGGGAACUACGACCGCUACUACGGUUAUCGGAACAACCGCGAGGCGCCCAAGGAGGACGUCCGGCUGCCGGUUUUCAUCGAACAGCGCGCAUUCAUCGAGGGCAAGCGCAUGCUGGACAUUGGCUGCAACAACGGAUCGUUGACGCUGCUCAUCGCGGAACAUUGCCGGCCGUCGAGCGUGGUCGGAAUCGACAUCGAUCGGAAUUUGAUCGGAGCCGCGCGGAAUAAUCUGGCGGUGAGGCAAAAGGCGUGCGACUCGGAAGCGCUUCAAAAUGUUCAGUUUCGGCAUAUAAACUACGUGUACGCGGACGAGGAACUGCUGGAGUGUGAAAAGCCGCAGUAUGACGUGAUAUUCUGCCUGUCCGUGACCAAGUGGAUCCAGCUGAACUUUGGCGAUGCCGGCGUCAAGUUAGCGUUUCGGCGAGCCUACCGGCAGCUGCACCCGGGUGGUCGAUUUGUGUUGGAACCGCAACCCUGGGACAGCUACAAGCAUCGGAAGAAGCUGUCGCCGGAGAUCUUGGCGAACUUUCGGGCGAUACAGUUCCGGCCCGACGCGUUCCGGGAGUAUUUAUUGGGUGACGAUGUUGGCUUCCGGGAGGUGACGGAGUUGAAUGUUUCGACGGAUGGUGCGGGGAGUAAGGGCUUUCGGAGGCCGAUUUACGUUUUUCAAAAGUGAUGAUUAGAUUUAAGUUAGUUAUUUGAAUUUUUCAAUUGAAUUUUACCCAAUAAAAAUGCAGGAAUUUUCUCAAGGAGAGCACAGUCAUAGCGGUUGUUGAUGGUAUUAUUUAUUUAGUUUGUUUCCGCUAAACUUUGUACAUCAUUCCUCAUUAGUUCUGGGAUCACAAUAGCUUUCAGUAAAAUCACUGACAAAAAGCAUCAGCGCUCGCGAACACACGUUCUUCAAUUUAUUUCAUAAUUUAAGCCAGCGAAAGCUUAAAGUUUGAUAUGCUUCGAAUCCAUACGAUUUGUAUACGGCUAUCAAACGAUUCUUUUCUAUCUACAAUCGAUGAGAGGUUUUCCUAAAUUGAUGAUGUUUCGGUGGGGUCUGGAGCAUUUCGCCUAAUGUCGUAUCAUUGAUGCGUUUUCAGGAGGGCAAAUUCUUGUGUGUUUGAUA
Messenger RNA from Culex pipiens pallens (northern house mosquito), 1429 nucleotides. Its product is annotated as probable RNA methyltransferase CG1239. Lineage: Eukaryota; Metazoa; Arthropoda; Insecta; Diptera; Culicidae. Gene Ontology annotation, molecular function: RNA methyltransferase activity; O-methyltransferase activity; snRNA binding. Bases 125 to 991 code for a protein of 288 amino acids. The record is from RefSeq and is a predicted model, not a curated record. The transcript is spliced from 2 exons. Gene Ontology annotation, biological process: snRNA modification.